CAGAGCUCUGAGUGGUUUCCUGUUGCCUGUCUCUAAACCCCUGCACAUUCCUGCAGACCUUCAGACUGCUGAACGGCGAGCGCCUGCUGCCUGCCUGCUGCCGAGGAUUUCUAGCACCAUGAGAGCCUGGAUCUUCUUUCUCCUUUGCCUGGCCGGAAGGGCCUUGGCAGCCCCUCAGCAACAGGAAGCGCUGCCUGAUGAGACAGAGGUGGUAGAGGAAACCGUGGCUGAGGUGGCCGAGGUCCCUGUGGGAGCUAAUCCUGUCCAGGUGGAAGUAGGAGAAUUUGAUGAAGGUGCUGAAGAAACUGAAGAAGAAGUGGUUGCUGAAAACCCCUGCCAGAACCACCACUGCAAACAUGGCAAGGUGUGCGAGCUAGAUGAGAACAACACCCCUAUGUGCGUGUGCCAGGACCCCACCAGCUGCCCUGCCCCCAUUGGCGAGUUUGAGAAGGUGUGCAGCAAUGACAACAAGACCUUCGACUCCUCCUGCCACUUCUUUGCCACAAAGUGCACCCUGGAGGGCACCAAGAAGGGCCACAAACUCCACCUGGACUACAUCGGGCCUUGCAAAUACAUCCCCCCCUGCCUGGACUCUGAGCUGACUGAAUUCCCCCUGCGCAUGAGGGACUGGCUCAAGAACGUCCUGGUCACCCUGUACGAAAGGGAUGAGGAUAACAACCUCCUGACUGAGAAGCAGAAGCUGCGAGUGAAGAAGAUCCAUGAGAAUGAGAAGCGUCUGGAGGCCGGAGACCACCCUGUGGAGCUGCUGGCCCGGGACUUCGAGAAGAACUACAACAUGUACAUCUUCCCUGUGCACUGGCAGUUUGGACAGCUGGACCAGCACCCCCUUGAUGGGUACCUGUCCCACACUGAGCUGGCCCCGCUGCGCGCUCCCCUCAUCCCCAUGGAGCACUGCACCACCCGCUUUUUUGAGACCUGUGACCUGGACAAUGACAAGUACAUCGCCCUGGACGAGUGGGCCGGCUGCUUUGGCAUCAAGGAGCAGGAUAUCAACAAGGAUCUCGUGAUCUAAACCCACGUCUCCUUCUGCAGUACGGGGUUUUCUCUCUCUGACCUUCCCCGUCCUAUUUCCCCCAAAGUUUAAAAUGUUUGGAUGGUUUGUCGUUCUGCCUGGGGACAAGGUGCUAACAUAGAUUUAAAUGAAUACAUUAACGGUGCUAAAAAUGGAAAUCUUAACCAAGUCAUGACAUUCUUACUUUUAAUUUGACCAUCAAGGCUUUUUGCUCACCCACAAUUGGUCCCAUUUUCCUCCUGCCAUUUGCCGCGUUGCCCGUUGCCUAACUGGCGUAUGGGUGGAAACCAACCUGCUCAACUCUGCCUUGCACACACGCUGCAUCUUCAGGUUUCCUGUUAUUCUGUUUGAAACUAAUGCUCACCAUGUAGGACUUCGUGUUAACUUUAUUUCAGGGUAUUGUCUGCCUGGUGGUCUUCCUCAGGUAGGCUGGAGGGAGGCCAAGGGAAGUAACAGACACAUGAUGUUGGCAAGGAUGUUUCAGGGACAAGAAGACCAGCCGUGGAGGAAUUCUGCAGCAUCCACGACCCAGAACUGCCGAGAGCAGCGGUUGCUGGGCUGGGGGCUGUGACCGAGAGAGACUGUGGGGCUGCGUUAUGGAAAUGUGGACGUUCUCACAUGGACCCAGUUCCUCACCCUUUCUGCCUUGGCCUUUCUGUGCAGUUUCCUUUCACAUCAGGCUAGUUCUUCAAACUUUUGGGAGCUGCGGACCAUCAGUUCUCUGAGAGGUGCGUCAGGCCCCUUCUCAGAGGCUCUGAGGACUGGGAGGCUGUUUCAGCCAAGAAAGUCAAAAUCAAGAGUGAGACAAAGAAUGUUGUUAAGUAGAAAAAGUGAAGUCGGUGAAUUGGUGUUUUGUUUUUGUUUUGUUUUGUUUUCCACAUUUGGAUGGCUGUCAUAGGUUUCUAGCAUGUCUGUCCUUUUCUCCCCCUCUUUUUUUUUUCUUCUACUAAUCAAGAGAAACUUCAAAGUCAAUGGGAUGGUCGGAUCUCACAGGCUGAGAACUCGUUCACCUCCAAGCAUUUCAUGAAAAAGCUGCUUCUUAUUAAUCAUACAAGCUCUCCAUGAUGUGAAGAGUUUGACAAAUCUUUCGAAAUAAAAAGUAACGACUUAGAAACUGCC
Tupaia belangeri chinensis (Chinese tree shrew) is the source of this 2152-nucleotide messenger RNA. RefSeq names its product secreted protein acidic and cysteine rich (gene SPARC). Gene Ontology annotation, biological process: anatomical structure development. The coding region runs from base 119 to 1033 and encodes 304 amino acids. Gene Ontology annotation, molecular function: calcium ion binding; collagen binding; extracellular matrix binding. The record is from RefSeq and is a predicted model, not a curated record. Lineage: Eukaryota; Metazoa; Chordata; Mammalia; Scandentia; Tupaiidae. The transcript has 10 exons.